Enhydra lutris kenyoni (northern sea otter) is the source of this 228-nucleotide messenger RNA. RefSeq names its product small nuclear ribonucleoprotein E-like. Lineage: Eukaryota; Metazoa; Chordata; Mammalia; Carnivora; Mustelidae. Bases 1 to 228 code for a protein of 75 amino acids. Gene Ontology annotation, biological process: mRNA splicing, via spliceosome; spliceosomal snRNP assembly. The record is from RefSeq and is a predicted model, not a curated record. Gene Ontology annotation, cellular component: U2 snRNP; U4/U6 x U5 tri-snRNP complex; precatalytic spliceosome. The transcript has a single exon.
AUGGUGCACUGUGGCCAGGCCCAAAGAAUGCAGAAGGUGAUGGUUCAGCCCAUCAACCUCAUCUUCAGAUACUUGCAAAUUAGAUAUCAGAUUCAGGUGAGGCCUUAUGAGCAAGUGAUCAUGCAGAUAGAGGGUUAUAUCAUUGGUUUUGAUGAGUUCAUGAACCUCACAUUAGGUGAUGCUGAAGAGAGUCAAUCUGAGACAAAUUCAAGAAAACAACUGGAUUGA